AUGAGCUCUUACUUUGUAAACUCCUUCGGGCGCUACCCGAAUGGCUCCGACUAUCAGCUGCUGAAUUAUGGGACUAACGGCGCAGUGAGCGGCUCCUUCAGAGACCCUGGCACCAUGCACUCCGGGGCGUUCGGCUACAACUACAAUGGCAUGGACCUGACCGUCAACCGCGGCGGCGGAAGCGCGGGUGGAGGAGGAGGCGGAGGAGGCGGCGGAGGUGGCGGUGGAAACGGACACUUCGCUGUGGAGGACGCGCGCGGGUUCGGCCAGGACCCGGCGCGCUACCGCCAGACGCCCGGAUGCUCGGAAGCGGCGUCGCACGAACCGCUGGACGUGAAGAGCGCGUCGCCGCCGCCGUGCGAGCGGAGCGCCACCUCCGACAAAAGCGGCGGAUUCACGGAGAUCGACGACGCCGCCGCCGCCGCCGCCGCCGCCACCGCGUCCGUCACCCCGGACGCGGCGCGCCAGGAGCCCGGCCUCGCCACCUCCUCCGCGGCCACCGACUGCCACACGCCGCAGAUCUUCCCCUGGAUGAGGAAGCUCCACAUCAGCCACGACAUGACCGGCCCGGACGGCAAGCGCGCCCGGACCGCCUACCGCUACCAGACCCUGGAGCUGGAGAAGGAGUUCCACUUCAACCGCUACCUGACCCGCCGGCGGCGGAUAGAGAUCGCGCACGCCCUGUGUCUUUCCGAGAGACAGAUCAAGAUCUGGUUCCAGAACCGCCGGAUGAAGUGGAAGAAGGACAAUAAGCUGAAGAGCAUGAGCCUGGUGAGCGGGGCCAGCGCCUUCCACAACUGAGCCCCGAUAAUU
Molecule: messenger RNA, 813 nt
Organism: Entelurus aequoreus (snake pipefish)
Lineage: Eukaryota; Metazoa; Chordata; Actinopteri; Syngnathiformes; Syngnathidae
Gene: hoxb5b
Product: homeobox B5b
Biological process (GO): anterior/posterior pattern specification; regulation of transcription by RNA polymerase II
Cellular component (GO): nucleus
Molecular function (GO): RNA polymerase II cis-regulatory region sequence-specific DNA binding; DNA-binding transcription factor activity, RNA polymerase II-specific
Source: RefSeq, a predicted model, not a curated record